This is a messenger RNA of Phytophthora megakarya, 267 nucleotides long. Lineage: Eukaryota; Oomycota; Peronosporomycetes; Peronosporales; Peronosporaceae. The record is from the annotation of a GenBank genome assembly.
AUGGAGGAGGUUCUGAUCCGGGAAAUCCGAGUCGAACGGAUCAAGCAGGCCCAAGAGGAAGAAGUCUGGAUCGCCGGCAUGAAGAAGUAUCUGAGUGGCUCAAUCGCAGAACUCACACAAGCGGAAGGAAGAUCGUAUGGCAAGAUCGCGGCCGACGACGAGGUAGACGAGCAGGUCCCCGAAACGUUGCAACCGGACGUCUUACAUCACUAUCACACCACGUUGGAAGGAGGACAUCAGGAAGUGGGCGAUCCUACCAGCGGAUGA